Molecule: messenger RNA, 763 nt
Organism: Linderina pennispora
Lineage: Eukaryota; Fungi; Kickxellomycota; Kickxellomycetes; Kickxellales; Kickxellaceae
Exons: 1
Coding region: 74-730 (218 amino acids)
Source: RefSeq, a predicted model, not a curated record
GCUAUGUUCCACUCCAGCUUUUUGUAAUGCAGCUUUUUUUUUGCGCUUUUAGUAGUAUUAUUGCGAAUUCCAAAUGAGGCUUUCAUCUGCCCUGUUCACACUGUCGCUCGGCCUCGCCGGUGUUUGGGCCAAUACCGAGAUUGUGCAUUUUACAUAUCCUGUCUCGCACCAACAAACAGGCAUGCUCAUUGCUGACAUGCAGGCAAAACUGCGCCCUAAAACCCUGACCAGUCCGCACGACGCUUUAGACAUGGAGGUAAUCGUGCCUGAGCAGAGCAGCAGAACAGACAAGGAAAAGUGGUACCUGCUCAGCAGCCUUGAAGGCGGGUCGUCAUACGAGCUGCGGCUGUCAUACGCGGCCACAUCACCAACCGAGUACCAGGUGUCGGUGUUUAGUCUGGACGAAGUCGUCGCCAUGUACAAUCUUACACAGGCACAGGUGACCUCAGCAGGUAAAGUGCAGGGUGCAGCUAUGCUGGCAAGGGUGACGGCAAGGCACGCAGGUGUGUCAGCCUAUGCAGUGCCUGACUUGGAUCUGACGCAGUUCAACAUCGCCUUGGACAAACUUGUGCUGGGGGUGCCUGCGCAAGCAUUCCGAUUAGUACUGAUAAUACUGGUGGUGGUCCUGUUCAGCAUCUUCUGGGCCGUGCCCAAAGCUGUAUCUGCCAUAGACACAAUCGUAAAUAACGAGCAUUCGCUGGACAAAGCAAAGUCCAAGAAGGAUUACUGAUAAUAAAGCAGGGCUCACAGCUAUAAUAUUACA